This is a messenger RNA of Haemorhous mexicanus (house finch), 2641 nucleotides long. It is a transcript of the gene NKX3-1, whose product is annotated as NK3 homeobox 1. Bases 1 to 675 code for a protein of 224 amino acids. The record is from RefSeq and is a predicted model, not a curated record. The transcript has 2 exons. Gene Ontology annotation, cellular component: nucleus. Lineage: Eukaryota; Metazoa; Chordata; Aves; Passeriformes; Fringillidae. Gene Ontology annotation, biological process: cell differentiation; regulation of transcription by RNA polymerase II. Gene Ontology annotation, molecular function: DNA-binding transcription factor activity, RNA polymerase II-specific; RNA polymerase II cis-regulatory region sequence-specific DNA binding.
AUGAGCGGCGGGGCGCGGCCGGGACGGCGGCAGAGCUCGGCCCGCACCCCCCCGGCCAUGAGCGGCACCCCCGGGGCGGCCCCGCAGCCCCGGGCCGGCCCCGCACGGCCCCGCACGUCCUUCCUCAUCCAGGACAUCCUCUGGGACGAGCCCGAGCGGGCCGGGAGCAGCGCGAAUGCGGAGCUGGGAGCGGCCAGCGAGGAGAGCAGCGGGGCCAGCCGGGCUCCGGGAGUGCCCCCCGGGGGUCCCCAUCCCCCCGGAGCCGCGGGGACAGCCCAGGGACCCGAGACAGAGGCGCCGCUGGAGCCGUUCCUGCCCGAGCGCGGCCCCGCCGCAGCCCCGCCGCCCCCCCGGCCGGGCAAGCGCUCCCGAGCCGCCUUCUCGCACAGCCAGGUGAUCGAGCUGGAGCGCAAGUUCAGCCACCAGAAAUACCUGUCAGCCCCCGAGAGAGCUCACCUGGCCCGGCACCUGCAGCUCACCGAGACCCAGGUGAAGAUCUGGUUCCAGAACAGGAGGUACAAGACCAAGAGGAAACAGGUGGUGGCCGGGAUGAGCCGCUUGGACUCGCGCCAGGAAGCGCCAGAAUUCCCGGGAAUGUCGCUGCUGGCACUCAGGGGUGCCUGGCCCUACCUGCCCUGCCUCUACUACGUCAAUUCCUGGAGCCCCUCCUGGUAGAAAUGGAUUUUUAAGAUGGUUUUCCCAAAAAUCCAGAGGGGAGGGAUUGCAGUGACAGAGUUUCGUAGUGGCAGCGUGAAACUGUCUCAUCACUAACACUGAAAUAAGUGAAAAAGAGCCCCAAAUUUAGUUGCAGUGCUCUGGGAAUUCCCAGGGAAUCCGUGGCUGCUCCAUCCCUGGAAGAGCCCAAAUCCAGGCUGGAGCUAAGAUCACCUGGCCUUGCCUGCCCUGCUUGUGCUGUGUCAAUUCCUGGAGCCCCUCCUGGUAGAAAUGGCUUUUUAGGUGGAAAAAUCUGGUUUUUCAUGAGUCCAGAGGGGGGGUAACAGCAUUUUGUAAAUGGCAGCGUGGAAUUUUCUCAUCACUAACACUGAAAUAACCAAAGAAACAGCCCAAAAUUUAAUAUCAGUUAAUUCAGGUUUUGGUUACACUGCUCUGGGAAUUCCCGGGGAAUCCGUGGCUGCUCCAUCCCUGGAAGUGCCCAGAUCCAGGCUGGAGCUGAGAUCACCUGGCCUUGCCUGCCCUGGGCAAUCCUUGGAGCCUCUCCUGUUUUUUGGGAGGAAAACAUGCAGUUUUUCCUUAAAUUCAGAGCAGAGGCAUUGGCAGUGGUGGCAGCUCAAAGUUUGCUCCUCACUAACCCAGAAAUAACCAAAGAAACAGCCCAAAAUGUUAAUAACAAUUAAUUCAGUGUUGGAUUGCAGUGCUCUGGGAAUUCCCAGGGAGGGGCUUGGAGUCCCCCGUGAUAGAAACUGCAUUUUUAGGUGGAAAAUGUAAUUUUUUCCCUAAAUUUGGUGCAGUUUAACUCUGUGUUGCUCUUCCUGAAGCAGAUUAGGGGUGGAAAUUUCAGGGGCAGCCCAAACUCUCUGGCCACUAACACUGAAACAACCAAAGAAAAACCAACCCAAAAUGUUAAUAUCAGUUAAUUCAGUGUUGGAUUGCAGCGCUCUGGGAAUUCCCAGGGAAUUCGUGGCUGCUCCAUCCCUGGAAGUGCCCAAAUCCAGGCUGGGGCUGAGGGCACCUGGCCUUGCCUGCCCUGCUUGUGCUGUGUCAAUUCCUGGAGCCCCUCCUGGUAGAAACCCCAUUUUUAGGUGGAAAAUGUAAUUUUUUCCCUAAAUUUGGUGCGGUUUAACUCUGUGUUGAUCUUCCUGAAGCAGAUUAGGGGUGGGAAUUUCAGUGGCAGCACAAACUCUCUGGCCACUAACACUGAAAUAACCAAAACCAACCCAAAUUUAAUGUCAGUUAAUUCAGUGUUUGGCUGCAGCGCUCUGGGAGUUCCCAGGGAUUCCGUGGCUGCCCCAUCCCUGGAAGUGCCCAGAUCCCUUCCCCAGCCGGAGGUGCUCGGUGCCACCCCGCAGGGACAAUGGCGCAGUGACAGACGCGCUUUGCAUAUCCGGGUGUUGGCCCUGCCGAGCGCUCCUGGGACUGGCGGAGCAGCAAAUCCCGGCCCCGGGGGCGAGCUGGGGGUGCCGGUUGUGCUUUUCCAGCCCCAGGAUUCCAUGGAUCAGCCCAAUUCCCAGCGCUGGGACACCGCAGCAGCCACAGGGUGAUCCCAAGGAGCCGUUUUUAGGGGGGAAUUUCCCAUUUGCACUUCGAGAACAGCAAAAAUUCAACAUUUCAAAAACUAAUUAUACUUAAAGUCGCAUUAAUUUCACGAGAAAAGGAGACUUUCUUUAGUGUUUUCUUUUUUAGAUGGAAAAUAUCCUUAAAUUUGGAUAUGAAGGAAUAUUUCCUUAAAGGAAUACUUCCUUAAAUUAAUUUUAAUGGAUUUUCUCAGCUGGAAAUGCAUUUUGAACUUUCCUGUGAUUCCUGCUCUUCCCAUGAAACUGAAAAUUCCCUCCUGGAGCAGGAAAACGCAGCCAACAGAGAACGGGAAGGAGCUGCCCUGAUUUUCCCCUUUUCCACCGGACUUUUGGGAUUUCUCUUUCAUCUGCCGACCCCUCUGAGCUGCCAGGCCGAGGAGGCAAAAAUU